GGAAAUAAAGACCGCAGUUGCAAGUUCCUUCGAUCUUCGAAUCAAUCUAGCGAUGAUGAUACCAAAACAACACUCAUAACCCAUCAUCGCUUUUUCCACAACCUACCCAGAUCCCAACUUUCAAUCUUUCGUUCCUUUUACGAUUCUAACCGAUUCGAUUUUCACCAAUUGUUUCUGAUUCAAUCGAUCGCAGAUAAUCAUGUUUAGCAGAGUUUUUGGUAAACCUAAACAGGAAAUCAGCAACAAUGCUCUUGCCACUUUGGAUAAGUUAAACGAGACACUUGAAAUGCUAGAAAAAAAGGAAAAUGUACUCCUUAAAAAGGCCAGAGCAGAAGUUGAAAAAGCCAAAGAAUUCACUAAAGGAAAGAACAAAAAGGCUGCAAUUCAAUGUUUGAAGAGGAAGAGGUUAUAUGAACAGCAAAUUGAGCAGCUUGGAAAUUUCCAGCUGCGUAUUCACGACCAGAUGAUAAUGUUAGAAGGUGCUAAAGCCACCACGGAAACAGUGGAUGCGUUAAGAACAGGAGCUGCUGCUAUGAAGGCUAUGCAGAAAGCAACGAAUAUUGACGAUGUCGACAAAACCAUGGAUGAGAUAAAUGAACAGACUGAGAACAUGAAGCAGAUUCAAGAAGCAUUGUCUACUCCAAUUGGUGCAGCAGCUGAUUUUGAUGAGGAUGAACUAGAAGCAGAACUUGAAGAAUUGGAGAGUGCUGAGUUGGAAGAACAGCUUCUUCAGCCAGCAACUACAGCUCCUGCUGCCACAUCGUAUGUCCCAGCUGGACGGCAACCUACACGCCCUGUUCCUGCAAAGCCAACUCCCGAGGAAGACGAAUUGGCAGCUUUGCAGGCUGAGAUGGCACUUUGAUCGGGUCUGCGUAUCAAAUGUUAAGUUAUUCGGCUAUCUCAAGCAUAUGUUGAUUUAUAUGAUACCAAGUAUGUAAAGUGAAAAGUAUGUUCCCUAAAUCAUUGAGCUAAUACUCAGAACUCAAUAUAAAAUAUUGUUCUGAACAUACUUUUUUCGAAGUCCCAACAUUAAAAAGCAUAAGAGGUUAUGUUUCA
Molecule: messenger RNA, 1056 nt
Organism: Vicia villosa (hairy vetch)
Lineage: Eukaryota; Viridiplantae; Streptophyta; Magnoliopsida; Fabales; Fabaceae
Product: vacuolar protein sorting-associated protein 32 homolog 2-like
Exons: 7
Coding region: 200-862 (220 amino acids)
Biological process (GO): vesicle budding from membrane; late endosome to vacuole transport via multivesicular body sorting pathway
Cellular component (GO): ESCRT III complex; multivesicular body; cytoplasmic side of plasma membrane
Source: RefSeq, a predicted model, not a curated record